UCACGAGUAGCAUUGGGCGGACGCUGGAUACCCUGGGACUGGAUGACAUACGGCGCUUGGUUAGGUAACUGAAUCAAGUUAUAUGACACUUGUUCUUCUGACAGCUGGUCCAACCUAGUGCAACUGCUGCGUUGUGGACGAACCGCACCCGAAUGCGCGUACUGUUGGGCGACGGCUGGAAAGUACCACUCAACGCGCCUAUUCACCCCGCGCCCCGAUAUUCAUACACAAGUACACACAGCUUUUCGUGCCCUUCCACUUGCGCGACCAUCAGGCUCGCACGAUCGUGCCUUGUUACAUACACUCUACCUUCUGUUACACUCACAUCGCCCAGCAUGCCAGAGCACGCCGAAGUUUUCGCACACUGUCCUAUUGCGGCCAGAGAACAUGUGAGCCCGCCCCCUGGAGCACAUCAUACCUCGCCCUAUACGAACCAAAUCAUGGAGGAGAUCCACGCAAGGCAAGCGCAAGAGGCGCUAGAAGCGCAGGAGCAGGCGCAGGCAUACCACCAGCAGGCGCGGGCUCCGACACACACUCAGUCAGCCCCCUCGCGCGUGCAGUCGCCUAUGCAUCCACGAACACAGACGCCCAUGCAGUCGUAUAAUGCUUAUGGGCCUCCGCGAGGUUCCAGUAGAGAUGAGGUAAAGGCGAGGGAGAUUAGGCAGGAUGAAUGGGAGGUGCGGGAAGUGGAAGGUGGGUUGGUUUUUUUUAUGGAGUUCCCAACCUUCUUCGCAGUCAUGAAUUGUAGUCGCACGCUACGUAUUGUGACGCGGAUUGUUGACUUUAGGGUGAGCGACGUUGGCAUUUGAUUUUGGAGGAAAUUUCACCACACCGGCCGACUCCCCCCUCACCCGGCACCCCAUCAACAACGAUGGCCGUAGUCAACGGGACAGACAACGACAACGACACUGCCACCAUGACACGCUCCUCCGUAAUCGAGGUAGAAGACAUCCCCGACGCCAUCCUUGAUCCUGCUCCCGAAAACAUUAUCCAUUUUAAGGGCAACCUUGUCCUCGUCGUUGGCAGCUCCGACCGUCAACGCUCCAUUCUCGUGCAAGCCGAGACAAUCGAGCACUUCGGCCAGCCGUGGCAAGAGGUCAUAAAGGACUCUAAUCGCGAACGCCUUCUCUCCG
Messenger RNA from Paraphaeosphaeria sporulosa, 1133 nucleotides. RefSeq lists its product as uncharacterized. The coding region runs from base 153 to 809 and encodes 218 amino acids. The transcript has 2 exons. NCBI's taxonomy places the organism in Eukaryota, Fungi, Ascomycota, Dothideomycetes, Pleosporales, Didymosphaeriaceae. The record is from RefSeq and is a predicted model, not a curated record.